AUGGUGACUAGCAGCGAGUACUACUACAAUGAUGACAACACCACUGAUAUGUGGCUGGAUUUCAAUGAGAGUAUUGAUUACUUUGAGGACCCUAUCUCCAGUAUGACCUAUUCUCACAUCUAUCUGCCACUGUUUUAUUUCCUAAUAUUUUUCGCUGGCUUUGUGGGUAACCUCUUUGUGAUGACAGUCAUUGGCAGCGGUGGCAAGCGGGGUGGGCGUCUGGUGGACACGUUUGUGUUCAACCUGGCGCUGGCGGACCUGGUGUUUGUCUUCACCCUGCCCCUGUGGGCAAUUUCAUCCGGUCAAGAUGGGCACUGGCCUUUCGGGAACCUACUCUGCAAGCUGAGCAGCUACAUCAUCGGCGUGAACCGCUUCUCCAACAUCUUUUUCCUGACCUGCAUGAGCGUGGACCGCUACUUGGCCGUGGUGCGGCUCAUGGACUCUCGCUUCCUCCGCAGUAGUCGGUGUGUGCGUCACAGCUGUGCUGUUGUCUGGCUGGUGUCUCUAAGUUUGGGCACUCUCUCCCUGGUGUACCGCAAUGUGAAAAUUCACCGCGACAAACCCUUCUGUCAGGAUGAUGAAGAGUCAUCCUUCUUCCUGGGCUUCAGCCUGAGCACCAUCUUCUUGACCUUCACCCUGCCGGUGGUCAUUAUCCUCUUCUGUUACUGUUCCAUCCUGAGCCGCCUUGCUGGCCACUCCACCAGCAACACCCACUCCAUCAGCAACCCCCGUGUGAAAGCAAGACGUCGCCACUCUCUUAAGAUGGUCUUUGCUAUCAUCAUAGCCUUCCUGGUGUCCUGGCUUCCCUUCAACAUCUUCAAGGCCAUACUCAUUGGUUUUAAACUGUCUGGCACCAAUCUGAGCACUGAGACGUUGACUUUUCUGAGUCAUGGCCUCUCCCUCUCCUGCUGCUUGGCCUUCCUCAACAGCUGCGUGAACCCAGUCAUCUAUCUGUUCCUGGACCACCACUUCAGAAGGCGGGCCAAUAACCUAUUCCUGAAAUUCUUUGGAAAGGGUGGGCUGAACCAGAGCAAUGCUUCGUCAACUGACUUCUACAAUUGUACCUCAGAGGGUAGCGGUACAACAUUCUCCAGAAACCGUCUCCAGUCAAUUGACAGGACAGACAAAUAGCAAGUUUAAGACCAUUUUAUAGCCCUGUUGAAUUUCAAAAUCCUCAGGGCUGAGGUAAAUCAUUUUGUAUAAUGACUUUGUGUCGUUUCAUUCAUGGUACGAUCUGUUUAUACCAAAAUACUUAGCAUGAGUAGCAUGUUGUUAUGAAUUAUUCACAUUCUUACAUUAAUACUUUUUUCUUUUAGCUUCAUUAAA
Esox lucius (northern pike) is the source of this 1326-nucleotide messenger RNA. It is a transcript of the gene gpr25, whose product is annotated as G protein-coupled receptor 25. Bases 1 to 1131 code for a protein of 376 amino acids. Lineage: Eukaryota; Metazoa; Chordata; Actinopteri; Esociformes; Esocidae. Gene Ontology annotation, biological process: immune response; G protein-coupled receptor signaling pathway. Gene Ontology annotation, molecular function: G protein-coupled receptor activity. Gene Ontology annotation, cellular component: membrane. The record is from RefSeq and is a predicted model, not a curated record. The transcript has a single exon.